Messenger RNA from Lates calcarifer (barramundi perch), 3859 nucleotides. RefSeq names its product spalt-like transcription factor 1b (gene sall1b). Gene Ontology annotation, cellular component: nucleus. Gene Ontology annotation, molecular function: RNA polymerase II cis-regulatory region sequence-specific DNA binding; DNA-binding transcription factor activity, RNA polymerase II-specific. Bases 12 to 3542 code for a protein of 1176 amino acids. The record is from RefSeq and is a predicted model, not a curated record. The transcript has 3 exons. NCBI's taxonomy places the organism in Eukaryota, Metazoa, Chordata, Actinopteri, Centropomidae. Gene Ontology annotation, biological process: regulation of transcription by RNA polymerase II.
GAGUUGGAAACAUGUCACGGAGGAAACAACUCAAACCGCAGCACAUCCAGUCUGAUCAUUUGUUCCUGUCUGAAAACACAGAAGAUGUUUCAGACUCUCCUCCUGCAGUGGAUCUCUGUGUCUGCAGUCGAUGCUGUGCUGAGUUUAUCACUCCAUCAGACCUGGAACAACAUCAAACAGACUGCUCUCCAAAUCCUCCGGUUCUGAUCAUGAAUGAGGACGAGGAUCUGCUGUCCUGCAGUAAAACUUUCCCUGCAGCCUCAUCACCGGCCAGGCCAGCAGGGGGGCCAGCAGGGGGGCCAGGUCAAACAGUUAACAACUCUGAGAACUGCAGCACUCCAUCACAGGACAGAUCCAAACACAGCACAGGAUUCAUGGAUUGUUUUAUCGGCAGGAGAAGCCACAGCAGUGUUGAAAGCUCUGGAAGCUCCGACAGUGGCAGUGAAUCUAAUACUGUCCUCUGUACCUCAGCAUCUGUACCUCAACAUGGCCGCUCAGCUGACCAGCGAUUCUCAUGGAUGAAGAGCAACGUCAUUAUUGAAGACCUCGAGAGCACUAAGGUGGCCGUGGCUCAGUUUUCAGAGCAGACUCCCUCAGAGAGACACCACAGUAAGACGGCCAUCUCAUCUCUGCUGCAGCAGCUCCUCGCUCUGCAAAUACAACAGAUCCACCAGCUGCAGCUGAUCGAUCAGAUCCGGCACCAGGUUCUGCUGUGUGCCUCUCACAGAGCCGAGAUCCCAGAGACCCUGGUGAUCUGCACCAAAGGCCUGUCAUCCUCUAAAUCCACCAAUCAGCUCACAGCUCUCAGCGCUCACCUGUCUCAGCAACUUGCUGCAGCUGCUGGAAUAGCCAAAUGCUUAUCAACUCAGUCGGCUAACAUGAGUGACUUGGAGCCGUUAACCCAAAGUCCGCCAACCUCUGAGUCCUCACAAACUAUCAGUGAGCUCGUGACUUCAGCUGUUCACAACCAUCUUUCCAAAACAAUGCUCAAAGGCUGCAGUUCAUCUGACUCCCAAUCGGGAAUAUUGUCUCAAACCAACAUGUCCUCUUUGAUGUUUAGUAAUAAUCACUCCAUCAGUAAGACCUCUGAGAGCUCUGGCUCACCUCAAACCUCAAACUCCGAGCACACAGCUUCAAACUCUGUAAACGUCAGUGUGAUUGUGGAGGAUCUGGACGCCCUGGCAGCUUUAGCCCAACAGAGGAAAUGUAAGAACCUGACCCUUUCUGAACCCACGCUGUCUUCAAAAGAGUCUUACUUCAAACGCAAGUGCAGAUUUUGUGGGAAACUCUUUGGGAGUGACAGUGCAUUGCAAAUCCAUCUGCGAUCACACACCGGUGAACGGCCAUACAAAUGCAACAUCUGUGGAAACCGGUUCUCCACCCGCGGGAACUUAAAAGUUCAUUUUCAGAGGCACAAAGAGAGGUACCCGCACAUCCAAAUGAACCCUUAUCCUGUUCCUGAGCACCUGGACAACAUCCAAACCAAUGGUGGGCUUCCUCACAGUGUGUCCUUGUUACCAGAGAAAGCAGCUGCAAAAUGGCUCAAUGGGUCCUCAACUACAGUUAGCUCCAGUGUGAACCAGUCAACCAACCUGUCCCAUCUCAUCAAAAAAGAGGAGCAGCUGAUCUUAGUACCCAUCCCCUUUUCUCAAGGUGACCUUCACUUGGAUUCAGCAGCAGGUAUGGACUUGAGGUCAACAGCAAACCCUACAAAGACUUCUGACUCAUUUGAGACCAAAGAACACACACUACAAAGGACAACCAAUCUUAAAACUGAAAAUGUAAAACCAUUGUUAAACUUCUCUAAAAUGGUGACCACAAAGUCAGAGGAAUCAGUUGAUGUCAUACCAAAUCCAUUCAUCUAUCCAACUUCUACCUCAGGAUUCCUCUCAUUAAAACGCUCUGAAAACCCCAAACUCCAGCUGCUGUCUGGGUCCAGUGACAAAACAGUGUCAGACCCCAGUGAGUGUCUCGUCUGCCACCGAAUACUCAGUUGUCAGAGUGCCCUUCGGAUGCAUUAUCGGACUCAUACAGGGGAGCGUCCCUACCAGUGUAAACUGUGCAGCCGAGCUUUCACCACCAAAGGAAACCUGAAGACACAUCAAACUGUUCACCAAGCAGGGAUACCGCUGAGUGUCCAGCACUCGUGCCCCAUCUGCCAGAGGAAGUUUACAAAUGCUGUGGUCUUGCAUCAGCAUGUACUCAUGCACAUGGAAGGUCACAUACCCAACACAAAUCAGAAAUACACACUGGACUCUGAUGAAGAAGUCAAGGACACAGCAAAAGUGAAUCAUGUUAAGAAGUUUUUGGAUGACGGUGAUGUGGGCUUUUGUGAGACUAGACUGUCUGAAUUCAAAUCCUUGUCCAUCCAUUUGUCCCCAUCAUCAUUUGGUAAAAAUCUAAUUGAUGCUAAGAAGAAAAGUUACCAUGGGCCACAUGGGGAGGUCAAGCUCAACUGGAUCAAGACAGAGAGGCCAGAAGAACCAAAUGAUGAAGAUAGUCAACAAGCUGCUGACAGUUCAGCUUCCACACACUCUCUGUCACCAAAUGACCAAGCUUCACUUUAUUUUAAAACCGCAAACCUUGAUGAACCUUUCCAGAUGUGGCCCAAUUCAACCACUUUAACACUCGGUGCAGGUGCUACGGCACCCACUGACCUAAAAUUGACUAACUACACAGAGGGAUCUCCAAGCCUGACUCACAGCCUCAGAGAAAAGGGGAUGUUUAAGAGCACUUUUUGUGAUAUAUGUGGAAAGAACUUUGCCUGUCAAAGUGCCUUGGACAUUCACUACAGAAGCCAUACCAAGGAGAGACCAUUUGUCUGCACAACAUGCAUGAGGGGAUUUUCCACAAAGGGGAAUCUCAAGCAGCACAUGCUCACUCAUCAAAUGAGGGACUUUCCAUCACGUCUCUUUGAACCUUCCAAUCCUAACCAAGUGUCCAGCUCUAAGAGCCUUGUUAUUUCCACUGGAUCAGAACCUGUGAGGACAGAGAUGACUGCUUUUCUGAACUCCUCUGUUGGGGACAGCUGGGAUCAUCCUGGUCAUUCACUGAGCUCCUCUGGAUGUAUUGUUACACCACCUCGUCGGACACCCAGGCAGCAUCACUGCAAGACUUGUGGAAAGAGCUUCUCCUCAUCCAGUGCUCUGCAGAUCCAUGAGAGGACUCACACUGGGGAGAGGCCGUUUGCCUGUACUGUCUGUGGACGAGCUUUUACUACCAAAGGAAAUCUAAAGGUUCAUAUGGGAACUCACAUGUGGAACAGCGCCCCCAGUAGGAGAGGCUGCAAACUGUCUGUGGACAGAUCAGCAAUGGGGUUCAGGACUCAUCCUGUGAGACUUCCUGAGCCGCCACAGAAGAACCCAGCUGUGGUUUCCAGCAGCACAGAGUCUUUCAGAGAGCUUUUCUCUGCAGGUUUGAAGAUGAACGAUGUCUGUGUGACUCCAAGCGGAGGCUCGUCCUCCGGACACCUGUGGACAGCUCAGGUCCACCACACAGACCUGAGUGACCCUCCUGUUGUUUCUGGGGGGAAUAAUAAUUAGAGAGACUUGUUACUGAUUCUCUGACCUGAUGGACAAUAGGGACAAAAGACAUGAAUACUGUGCAGCUUUAUGCACCUUAUUCCUCAACAGUUUUGUGUUAAUAUUAAUAAACUGAGUGCACAUUAUUGUAACUUUAUGCAGUUUGUGUGAAUUUACCAUAAACAUUUAAAAUAAAAAGUGCAAUGUCAUCAUGUGCAAUAAAUGUUCAAACAUGCUGAGAUGGGUGUUUGUCAGUUUCCAGGUUUGACAUGUUAAUAAUGUUGAAUUUCUUUGUUUCUGUUUUUGAUGUGAUGAUUAAAACUCUGUUGAAUCUGUCA